UAUGAAUGAGGGAUAGUCCCCAUUGAGUAUAAAUGAAGACCAGCAAAGUGAAGGACAGUACCAGUAGGGCUUGCUCUUGCAAAACAGAGCUACCAGCCAGCCCCCAGGAGACAAACCAAAGCCCUACCAUGUCUACCUUGAUGCUGCUGUUCAGCUUGCUUUGCCUGACUGGCUCCAGCCUCAGUUCUGCCUCAGAGGACAACUGCAGCAAUUUCUCCAUCACAUUGCCCAACAUGCUCCGAGACCUUCGAGCAGCCUUCAGAAAUGUGAAGAUAUACUUUCAAACGAGAGACAAGCUAGAAACCAAAUUGAUAGACAAAUCUUUGCUGGAAGAAUUAAAGAGUUACCUGGGCUGCCAGGCCUUGUCAGAGAUGAUUCAGUUUUACCUGGAGGAAGUGAUGCCUCAGGCAGAGAAGAAUGAGCUGGACGUCAAAGAGAACGUGGGCUCCUUAGGAGAGAAACUGAAGGCACUGAGACUGAGACUCAAACGCUGUCACCGAUUCCUGCCUUGUGAAGACAGGAGCAAAGUUGUCAAGCAAGUCAAAAGCACCUAUCAGAAGCUCCAGGAACGAGGAGUCUAUAAAGCAAUGGGGGAUUUUGACAUAUUCAUCAACUACAUGGAGGAAUACUUGACGACGCAUAUCAGAAACUGAGAGAUCCCUCAAACCAGGAAAACCAAGAUGGUGCCUCUGUUAGAAACUAGAAGAGAAUGAGGCACCUCCACAUCUAGAUGCCAGGGUUCCACGUGAAAUGAGCCUGGUUUUGGAAACCCCAGUGAUGUCUCUUCCCCUCACCCGCUGGGCUAUUUAUUACCUUCACUCAAUACCUCAUCUAGCAUCUCUAUUUAUUUAUCAAACUUGUCUUUGAACUAUUUAGAAAGAAGAUAUCUUUUAUUUUUUAAACUAUUUAUUGUUUAUAUCUGUUACAUUGUAUCCAUAGGAUGACAUCCUGUGUAUUUUAAAAAACAGAUUAUAGGCUGUAUGUAUAUAUAUGUAUAUGUAUUUAUAUGCAUAUGUGUGUGUAUAUACAUAUUAUAUAUAUGUACAUGUAUUUAGAUUCUUUUUUGAGGACUAAUGGAUUCCACUUUCUCACCAGUCAAAUUUUGUCCUUUUUCUGGGUCCCUUUGCCUAGGAUUAUAGGAUUCUAGAAGCAGAGCUAGAACAGAGUUUAGGAGUUAUCUAAUCCAACCCCUUCAUUUUAUGGAGGAGGAAACCACGAUCCAAGAGGCUCAAGUAAUUUACCCACGGUCACAGAGUUAGUAAAUGGCAGAAUAAGAAUUUCAACCCAGAGCCUCUGACACCAAGUCCAGCAUGAGUUCCAUAGCACCAUGCAUCAGCCUCGUGGACCUGCUGUCAUCAUGACUUCUUUUUCCUCCUUCAGAAAGGGGAACUGACAAAUGCCUUGGGCAACUCUACCAAUAAUCUGAUUCAUGCUCAAGAGGGACUUUAGGGUUUUUUUUCCCUAAUUAUCUUGAAAUCCCAUCACACCACAGCUCCCUCUUAUCAUACCCCAUUCACGUCUGCUACAUGCUUCAUUCUUGGAGGACACAGACUGUUUUUUAUUUUGAAUGACCUGAUUUUGGUUCUAAUAGAACUCAGUUUUAAUUCUAAGAGCUAUAAAAUUCCUCUGGGAAUUGCAGGGUAUAAUUUUGUAUCAGAAUUUUAUUUUGUAAUAAAAAAGAAAGAACA
Messenger RNA from Vombatus ursinus (common wombat), 1688 nucleotides. It is a transcript of the gene IL10, whose product is annotated as interleukin 10. Gene Ontology annotation, biological process: immune response. Gene Ontology annotation, cellular component: extracellular region. Gene Ontology annotation, molecular function: cytokine activity. The record is from RefSeq and is a predicted model, not a curated record. The transcript has 5 exons. Lineage: Eukaryota; Metazoa; Chordata; Mammalia; Diprotodontia; Vombatidae. Bases 33 to 653 code for a protein of 206 amino acids.